AUGUUUGAAUAUUUUACUGAUUUAUGUCAAGAACAAGAAGUAGAAUUUGAUGAAAAUAAUUAUAAAAUUCGAUAUCUUGGACAUAUUAUUAAUAUUGCUGCUCAAGAUAUUUUAAAAAAUCUUAAAGCUGAAGGUCCAAAUCAAGAAGAAAAUUUAUCAAAACAAGAUAAUAAUAUUGAUUUAAUGACUGCAAUUAAAAAGCUUCGAAAAAUUAUUUUAUUUGCUUGUUUAACACCCCAAAGAAAAGAAAAAUUUAUGAAAUAUAAUCCAAAUAAACUUGAAUUAAUUAUGGAUGUAAAAACUAGAUGGAAUUCUACUUAUUAUAUAAUUAAAAGAGCUCUUGAUUUAAAAGAG
Molecule: messenger RNA, 354 nt
Organism: Dentiscutata erythropus
Lineage: Eukaryota; Fungi; Glomeromycota; Glomeromycetes; Diversisporales; Gigasporaceae
Source: the annotation of a GenBank genome assembly